AUGUCCAGCUCUGCCGAAGCCGGGAUGGGUGUGAGGGUGGCGCUGACAGGUUUUGCGGUCCUGAUGCUGCUCCAGUGCUGCUCUGCCUACAAGCUGGUCUGCUACUACACCAGCUGGUCCCAGUACCGGGAAGGCGAUGGAAGCUGCUUCCCAGAUGCCAUCGAUCACCUCCUAUGCACCCACAUCAUCUACAGCUUUGCCAACAUCAGCAACAAUGAGAUUGACACAUGGGAGUGGAAUGAUGUGACACUCUAUGGCACGCUGAACGCGCUUAAAACCAGAAACCCCAACCUGAAGACCCUCCUGUCUGUUGGAGGAUGGAACUUUGGCUCUCAAAGAUUUUCCAGGAUUGCCUCCAACUCUCAGAGACGCAGGACCUUCAUCAAGUCGGUUGCCCCAUUCCUGCGGGCCCAUGGCUUUGAUGGGCUGGAUCUUGCCUGGCUCUACCCUGGUCCAAAAGACAAGCAGCAUCUCACCACCCUCAUCAAGGAACUGAAGGCCGAAUUCACAAAAGAAGUCCAACCAGGGACAGAGAAACUCCUGCUCAGCGCAGCUAUGUCAGCAGGGAAGGUGGCCCUUGACAGUGGCUAUGACAUCGCCCAGAUAUCCCAACACCUGGAUUUUAUGAGUCUCAUGGCCUAUGAUUUCCAUGGAGCCUGGCGCCAAACCACAGGACACCACAGCCCUCUCUUCCGAGGCCAAAAGGACACUAGUUCGGACAGAUUCAGCAAUGUGGACUAUGCCGUGGGAUACAUGCUGAGGCUGGGAGCCCCAGCCAGCAAGCUAGUGAUGGGAAUCCCCACCUUUGGGAGGAGCUUCACUCUGGCAUCUUCUGAGAUGGGGGUAGGAGCUCCAAUCUCAGGACCAGGAUUACCAGGCCGGUUCACCAAGGAGAAAGGGGUCCUCGCCUACUAUGAGAUCUGUGAUUUCCUCAAAGGAGCUGACGUGCACAGAAUCCUUGGCCAGCAGGUUCCCUAUGCUACCAAGGGCAACCAGUGGGUGGGGUAUGACGAUCAGGAGAGUGUCAGAAACAAGGUGCAGUACCUGAAGAGCAAGCAGCUGGCAGGAGCCAUGGUGUGGGCGCUGGAUCUGGACGACUUCCGGGGCUCCUUCUGUGGGCAGAACCUACGCUUCCCGCUCACCAAUGCCAUCAAGGAGGCACUUGCUAAGGCUUAGCUCUCUCUUUCUCACAUGGUACCGGGCUCAGCCGGGGUGAACAGAGAAGCAGGAUAGGACAGUGGGGUCGUCAGAGUCACCGUGUGAGACCAGGUUCAGCACAUCUCGGUUGAGGAAUGGAAAUUCUCAGAUGCUAAGCCCAGCACAAAGGAUUUUCUCCAACUGCCUUUCCUUCAGCGCUCCUGACCAAAGGACACCAUUUUGGCACAUUAUACCAUCAAGUAGGCAAACAUCUUACAUGAUACAGUGGCCAUACUAAUUAUACCUUCUGCAAAGCCCAACUUGAA
This is a messenger RNA of Microtus oregoni (creeping vole), 1463 nucleotides long. It is a transcript of the gene Chi3l1, whose product is annotated as chitinase 3 like 1. The record is from RefSeq and is a predicted model, not a curated record. Gene Ontology annotation, molecular function: chitin binding. The coding region runs from base 1 to 1176 and encodes 391 amino acids. The transcript has 10 exons. Gene Ontology annotation, cellular component: extracellular region. Gene Ontology annotation, biological process: chitin catabolic process; carbohydrate metabolic process. NCBI's taxonomy places the organism in Eukaryota, Metazoa, Chordata, Mammalia, Rodentia, Cricetidae.